Molecule: messenger RNA, 1098 nt
Organism: Ostertagia ostertagi
Lineage: Eukaryota; Metazoa; Nematoda; Chromadorea; Rhabditida; Trichostrongylidae
Source: the annotation of a GenBank genome assembly
AUGGGUCGGCAACGAUCAGAAAGCCUCAGUGGACAAUUACUACGGAAAUCGACCAAACUCAAGAAAGUUCAGCCGUGUGGUGACAUUAAAUGUGUUCUGUUCAAGGUCAAUGGCUGCCAGUUGACCUCAGUCUACGAUCUACGCGAGGGCGAAGAGGGAUCGGCCGAUUUCUACGAUGAUGACUGGGCUUUCCGAAGGCCGAGGAGUAACAGUUCGGUGGUAGACUGUUAUGAACUUUCGCCCCAAUCCGGAAAUGUUAUAGUUCUUGACAAAUCUAUCAAGGUCGACAGAGCGUUCUCGGCUCUCUGUGAACAAAAUGUGCGUGCUGGUUUGGUGUGGGAUGCCUCUCAGAGACGAAUUACAUCCAUCGUAACUUUGACUGACUUCCUGAAGUAUCUACGUGAAGAUGCUUCCCAGUGUACUCAGGGUGAGAUAGGCGACCUCAUAACCGACAACUCGUUGGUCACUGUGUUUGCAGAUAUGAAAGUGAUCGAAGCAUGCGAGCAAUUAUGUCUACAUCGCGUACAUCGUAUUAUCGUGCGGGAACCUCAAUCAGGAGAUAUUCUUUACCUUCUAACAAUAAAACGGGUACUUCAAGCUAUACAUAAACAGAAUCGUUCGUUACAUUUUGCUCAGUGGUUGAGCAGUCCUAUCAAGGAAUCGGGCGUAGGCACGUGGGAGAGUACAAUACAUUCGGUUUCACUUGAAGAUUGUUUGAACGACGUGGUCGAAAAACUACUUGGACAUCAUUUAUCGUCACUUCCGGUGAUCAACUCAGAUGGGCAAGCAAUCGAUGUGGUUACUAAAUCCGAUUUAGCUAUGGCUUUGAUAGAUAUGAACGCUCAUCAGACCUUCUUCGCGGACACCACCGUCGGGACAGUGCUCGGUCACCGGCCACCAGCAGUAUUUGUUCGUCCAAACGAUCCUGUCGGUAAAGUGCUUGACGUGCUGCUCGAAGCACACCACAUGCGUUGCGUGUUCAUCGUCGACGAUCACAUAACGCCAAUCGCAUGCGUUUCACAAUCGGAUGUCAUCUCACAUUUGAUCUACGACGAAGUGCCAUUCCAGAAGCAGAAGUCACCGUCGUUAAAUUCAUAA